UAACUACUAAUUGCAAAGAAACGCCCAUCGGCAGUGUUUUUGCAUCUAGCAGUUUAACAUCAACAAAGGCACCGAGCUGGAAGAUCCCGCACAGCAGCUAGGACCGUGCUGUUGUGCUUCAGCAGUUCUAAGCUGUACUGGCUGUUGCAUAUUGAAGGGGUCCUCUGCCGGCAUUUGCAGCCCCUGUAGCCGAGUUCCUUCGUUCCAUCCUGCUGCAGAGAGAAACUCUGAGGAUUCAGUCAGCUCUCACUGCAGUCUCCGAGAACCAUUUCUCCAGCGCCGGAGAGUAUCCGCUUUCCAAGAAUCCUAAAAUGCAAGGGAAAUCUCAUUUAAUAGUUUUGACUUCCCUGCUGGUGGCAGCGGCAUACUCCAUCUCGUCAGUGUGCGCCAAAGGAACUUAUGGGAGUCAUUAUCGAUCCUACAGCUUGCACAGCCCCGGACCGCUCCUGUCGCGUUAUAGCCCGGGGAGGCACAUGGGGAGACAUCGGAAUUAUUGCGCAUACAUUGUUGAGAGGAACAUAACUUGCGCUGUCCAAGAUAGCUCUGAAGCGUAUGUAAAAGUUGAAUAUCAGAAGUGCCUGUGGGGUCAGAAAUGUCCUGUUACCAAGCAUCAGACAUUUUACAGACCCAAGUACAGAAUUGGAUAUAAAACUGUUACAGAGCUGGAAUGGAGAUGCUGUCCUGGAUUUUCUGGAAGUACAUGCCAAGAAGGACCAACUAGUCUCCCAGGUAUACUGGCGCAUCCAUCAGGCCAAAAGGGACCUCCAGGCCCUCCGUUCCUUCCUCAUCCUGGUUUACCCACUGGACAAAAUGUAUUUCCAAAUAAGAAGGCCUUUCCACACCCAAAGACUAGUCUCACCAAAACGGGCUUUAAUGAUAAUAUGAUACCAUCCGUAGUUGGAGAGAGGAUACAAUAUUUGGAAGAAAAGAUACAGCACCUGUCAACAUCCUUUGAGACCUUACAGACUGCAGUAAACAGAAUAAAUGUCCACCUCAAUGCUCCAGAAAGAGUGCAGACAGUAGUGCAUCCUUUUAUGAACCCAGAUACAAGAAUUGAAUUUGGUGUUAUUCCUGAUGCAACACUAGAUAUUGUAGACAAAGCUGAAGCAACAUAUCCAAGAGUUGAAGACCUAAUGGGAAAAGUAAGUCAGGUGACAGAAGAGAUCAAUUCAAGGAGUGGUUUGUUGGGUGAAGUUCGUGAUAUGGUCCUUGACCAUGACAGUAAAAUCAAACACCUUUUGGAAUCUGCUAGGCCAUCACCUUUGACUUCUUUUGACCUUCUUGAUGAAUAUGUUCGCAAAAAAUUUGAUGCAUUUCGAGCAGAAUUACUUGAUGGCUUUGAUAAGAAACUUUUUGAUGUGAAGUCAUCUUUUGAUGAUAAGAUAAAAGAAAUCACAGAGCAUUGUGUGCAGAACAGCAAUACAAUUCAGCAAUUACAAAUGUCAAUAGAUGGGAAAGAAUCUGACAUGAAAAAAGACAUUGUUCACUUAGAAACUCAAGUACAAGGACUUACUGUUGUGGAAAGUUGCUGUAGUACUGUUAACUACUUCACAGAUAAACUUACUAAUCUGGAAAACAAUCUCAUUGGACUAUCUGAUUAUCAGAACACACUGCAAACCAGACUUGAAAGUAUCAUAUCACAAUCUUCUACCUCUACUAUUGAAAGUAUUUUUGAUAGUAGAUUUGAAGAGAUUGAGAGCAGAAUGAAUAUGACAGAAAGAGACGCUGGUGACUGUUGUCACAAUGUGGAAGGUGAUAUAAGACUGCUGUUCAAUUCUGAAGUUGAUGGCUUCAAAGCACAUUUUAAUGAUAAAUUCAAGAACUUUGAAGAUCGGUUUUGGACUGUAGUAGACGGAAUGAACAAUGCUUCUCUACCAGUCACACUGGAUGGUAAUCAAGCUCCAUUUCUUGAAACAGCAAUACAUGUUGUAAGGAAGGAACAUAAUCAAAGUCUGGCUACAUUGGAAACCAAGUUAAAUAUGCUAGAAGGCAUGUGUAGCACAAGUUGUAGUUCAUUUUUCGAAGAUGUAGAAACCAUAAAAACAGAAAUUGAGAGCUCUCAAGAUAAGAACCAAGACCUUAUAGCUAAGCUAGACUAUUAUGUUGAUCUUGUAAAAAAAGUUAACUCCUCUGUAUAUGAACUCCAAAAACUAAUAGAGAAGAAAGAUGAAGAACUCAUUCAAGGUGAAAUCACUUUAUUAAAAAUAAAUCUUAAUUCUGUUAAUAAAUCUGUUAAAGGCCUUAAAGACUCUGUAAACAAAUAUAGUUCAGCAGUUUUGCAUGUAAAUUCAUCCCUGGAGCAGCAUGCACACAAAGUAGCCGAUGAGGUGUAUGCAAUCCAUGACACUGUUAAUACCCAGAAGACACGCCUUAUGCACAGCAGUUUCCAACUUCAGGAUCUCAGGGGUCAGCUGCUGAGGCUAAAAAACAGACUGAUGUCUGAAGUUAGUAACUGCAAGCAUUUUACAGAUGACAUAGAGAGAGAAGUGUCCCAGUUUGAUAGCAGGGUGAAUCAAGUUGAGAGCAUGUGCAACACACUGGGUGUAGUAAGUGGAGAUUUGGAGGACAUGAAAGACGAAUUAGAGAAACAAACAUCCAGUUUAUUUGAUUACCUGGGAAGGAUAAAUGGCACAUUGAUAACCCAGACUUCUGACAUUGCUAGAAUGAAUGUAAGCCUUCAGGACUGUCAGUCCAGAGUUAAUAAAGUCAGUGAACUUAUGAAUUACUUGACUGCAAAUGAAACAAACCACUAAGCAUGCAAUGAAUACUUCUGUGUGAAGCAACAAAUUAAGCUAAGGAUAUCAAAAUGGCCUGUGUUUUAAGCUUGAAAUAAACUGUAAUAUUUCUAUUUGAGAUUUCUGGUUUGGCUGGAAAAAAUCCCUUCAGAUUUCUGGAGAUUUUUACUUUCUUUGCAUUGUUUUCACCAUUUUAAAUUAUGUGGAGAUAACACUACAACAUUGAGAGCAUGCUGUACAGACUGUAUACACUGUUCUAGUGUAGGAAAAAAAUGUUUACAAAGCUUAAUUUUGUUUUGUAAUAACUGGCAAAGAGGCAUAAACAAGAAAUUCUAUUUUUUCAUGAUGGACUUCGUACACAACUGCUCUGAAUGCUGUAAAGACUGAGUAAUUGGCCUUGUUCUUUCAGCUUAUGAUUUUGUAGUGUAAUGAAUGACAAUUGUAUUUACCACAAAAAUAAUCUUUAAAUACGAUUGUUGAUUCUUAGAAUGGAAACUAUUAGUGUAUUACUACAAACUACCCUUUUAAUGCAGAGUUUUACAAAUUGACUUAAUAAAUGUUUAUUAGUAGCAAUAAUUUGGCCAGUAACCAAGUUCCUCUGAGAACAAUGGAUAUAAAAGUGUAGACUGGUAAAUAACCAAAAAACAUUGUAUACUUGACUUCAUAAGUAAGAGAGUAAAUACAAUAAAAAUGCUGUCGAAAGCAGUUAUUUUGUGCUGUUGUUCCAUAAAAGAGCAGCAUUACAUUACUAUUCCAGUAAGUCCGUGCUACUGCUUGACAAACUGCAGAGUAAAUUAUCUGACAUUGCAUUCCUUACCCAUUUUCUUCAUUAAAGGAUCACUAUUGUAAGAUAUUAACAAAAUACUUUAAUCGUACAUUGAUAUUUUUAUGUAUUACUAAAGGUAUCACAUUUCUCUAGUUAGUAGGAAAUAUUUUAUCAUUUGUUCCACCACAAAAUGGCCUGAUAGUAGCUGCAAUACUUAAGUGAUUUUGUUUUUCUCCCUAAAAUUCUCGCUCUCACAGUGUAAAAAAACAAACAAAAAAAAAACAGACUCCAAGGAAAGUGCAAGAUACAUUUGUAAGCGCUUUUGGCCACUACAAGUAAGGUGAACUUCAUCAGA
This is a messenger RNA of Protopterus annectens (West African lungfish), 3856 nucleotides long. It is a transcript of the gene EMILIN3, whose product is annotated as elastin microfibril interfacer 3. The transcript has 4 exons. Gene Ontology annotation, cellular component: extracellular matrix. Gene Ontology annotation, molecular function: protein binding. The record is from RefSeq and is a predicted model, not a curated record. The coding region runs from base 312 to 2753 and encodes 813 amino acids. NCBI's taxonomy places the organism in Eukaryota, Metazoa, Chordata, Ceratodontiformes, Protopteridae.